Molecule: messenger RNA, 5311 nt
Organism: Xyrauchen texanus (razorback sucker)
Lineage: Eukaryota; Metazoa; Chordata; Actinopteri; Cypriniformes; Catostomidae
Exons: 6
Coding region: 280-1242 (320 amino acids)
Source: RefSeq, a predicted model, not a curated record
UUGUUGCGAUCUGCCAUAAAAAACGAGGAAGAAGAAGAAGAAGAGACCCGCAAUUACUUUCACUUUAAGUGUGCUAAUCUUCUUUCUAUCUUUUAGUUUUGGUGUAUUAAUUAACGCAUAUUGUAAUUAAAUAUGUAAUGUGUUCAUAUUACUUUAGCUCCAUACACAGAACAAACAGAUUUAGACAAUUAUCUCGUUCAGUUUUGGGGAAUUCAAACUCGUUUUUUCUGGGACCGGAUCACUUUAAUUUCAACAUCUUCAUGUAUUACAGCGGUGAAAAUGAAAAAACUCUGUAUUUUGUUCGCUGUGAUUGUGAUUGAGCUCGUGGAUGUUGUUUCUGCAGCUGAUGAGCAAAUAUCUGUGUCAGUGAAUGUGGGGGAUUCGCUCACUCUACACACUGGAUAUAUAAAAAAACCAGAAGACAUGAUGAGAUGGUAUUUUAAAGGCAAUCGUAUAGCUCAAAUCAUUGGAAAUGACAUGAAGAUCUGCACUGAUGAACAUUGUGUUGAGAGAUUCAGAGACAGACUGCAGAUGAACAAUCAGACUGGAGAUCUUACCAUCACAAACAUCACAACUGAACACACUGGAAAUUAUCAACUACAGAUUAUCAGCUCUGACUUCAGUGACAAGAUCUUCAUUUUAACUGUUGAAGCUGGUGUUUCUGGGACUGAUGUAAUUAAGAAGGUGAAGGAGGGAGAGUCUGUCUCUUUAGAUUCUGGUGUAACUGAAACACUAAAUUAUUGGAUCACAUGGUAUUUUAAUGGUAUUCUCAUAGCUCAGAUCAAUGGGAAUCCCAGUGAGGCCUGUACAGAUGUGCAGUGUGAUACUGGAAAUGAGAGAUUGCGAGAACGAUUGAAGCUGAAUCAUCAGACUGGAUCUUUUACCAUCAUAAACAGCAGAAUCACAGACACUGGAGAAUAUCAACGAGAGAUCACCAGCAACAGCAGCAGCAUCAGUCGUCGUCAUCGCCGCAUCAGUCGUCGUCGUCGUCGCAGCAUCAGCUUCAGCAGCAGAAAGACCUUCAGUGUUACAGUCAUUAAUUCAGGACCGUCUUCAGGUGUAAUAGCAGGUAUAAGUGUUGUUGUUCUGCUGCUCGUGACUGCAGUGACUGCUGGAGUUUAUCAUCAUCUUAGAAGACAUCAGGGUCAAAAGCAGUCGUGUGAUGAUCAGGAGAAUGAUGCAGUGAAUCCACCACCUCAUCAGAAUGACGGAGUGAACGGGUUAACUCCUCUGAACGACUGAGUGAACGUCUCGACUCCUCUGAACCACGGAGUGAACGUCUCGACUCCUCUGAACCACGGAGUGAACGUCUCGACUCCUCCGAACCACGGAGUGAACGUCUCGACUCCUCCGAACCACGGAGGCCAACGUCUCGACUCCUCCGAACCACGGAGGCCAACGAGUCGUCGUCGACUCCUCCAAACCACGGAGUGAACGUCUGGACUCCUCCGAACCACGGAGUGAACGUCUCGACUCCUCCGAACCACGGAGGCCAACGUCUCGACUCCUCCGAACCACGGAGGCCAACGUCUCGACGACUCCGAACCACGGAGGCCAACGUCUCGACGACUCCGAACCACGGAGGCCAACGUCUCGACGACUCCGAACCACGGAGUGAACGUCUCGACUCCUCCGAACCACGGAGGCCAACGUCUCGACUCCUCCGAACCACGGAGGCCAACGUCUCGACUCCUCCGAACCACGGAGGCCAACGUCUCGACUCCUCCGAACCACGGAGGCCAACGUCUCGACUCCUCCGAACCACGGAGGCCAACGUCUCGACUCCUCCGAACCACGGAGGCCAACGAGUCGUCGUCAACUCCUCCGAACCACGGAGGCCAACGAGUCGUCGUCAACUCCUCCGAACCACGGAGGCCAACGAGUCGUCGUCGACUCCUCCGAACCACGGAGUGAACGUCUCGACUCCUCCGAACCACGGAGUGAACGUCUCGACUCCUCCGAACCACGGAGUGAACGUCUCGACUCCUCCGAACCACGGAGGCCAACAGUUACGUCCCGCAUUUACAAGGACGGCUUGACGAGAAAUUUCGGAACACAGCCCCAGCCGACAGAUCACCAAAGACACAAACUUAAGUUCCACAAAAAGUAUAAUUUAUUAUAAAGUGGAAAAGAUGAUAAAUAAAGGAGAAAUGACUUCAGGGUGCCCCAAGGUCAAAAUAAUAAACAAAAUAGACUUAUAAACAAACAUAUAUUUAAGUUACCUAAUCGGGAGAAUAAACAAAAUACAAAGAAACUUCCCUAACUCCCUAUAAAUAAACAAAUCGCAAACAAAGUCAAAACAAAAUGACAGGACACCCCUACGCUCCUAAAACAUACAAUCAAAACCGAUUUAACUCCUCUCAAACAAACGAACAUAAUCAGAUUAAUGUUUUUGGGAUCUGUCGACGGGAGAAGGAGUCCGGAGCUCCUCACGCCACAAGGCCCACGCCAGAAUGAGCUUCCAUUUUCAGUUAACGCCGCCCUUUUAAAGGCGGUGAAUCAGUAGAUCCACGUCAGUAGCUCCUCCGACUGCAACCAAUCCCUGCACACAUACAGAACAACAACCCACACAAAACAGAUACCGAGGAUCGUAACACCCUCACACAAAAAGAAAAAUCAUUAGUGAUUUUUAAACAAAACUAAAAGAACGAGAUAAGGCAUCUGCUAAAACAUUGUCCUUGCCCUUUUUAUAGCGAAUCUCAAGAUUAAAAUCUUGAAUAAACAAGGACCAACGCAUAAUGCGUUGAUUUGCAUUACGCAUUCGAGACAAAAAUACAAGUGGAUUGUGAUCAGUAAAGACGAGCACGGGAAUAGAACUUGAUCCCACAUACACUUCGAAAUGUUGUAACGCUAGUAAUAAAGCAAGUGCCUCUUUCUCAAUAGUACUAUAGUGUAACUGAUAGGGCAAAAACUUUUUCGAAAAGUAGGCUACUGGAUGCUCAACUCCGUGAACAUCAUCCUGCAAAAGAACUGCUCCGGCUCCGGUGGCACUAGCAUCAACAUCAAGUUUAAAGGAACGUGAAUAAUCCGGGGCAGAUAACACUGGGUCACUACACAACAAACUUUUUACAGCUUUAAAAGCAUGUUGACAUUCAUCAGACCAUACAAAUUUGUGUGAAGCACGGAGCAGAUUAGUUAACGGUAGAGCCACAUCAGAGAAAUUUCGGCAAAAUGCUCUAUAAUAGCCUGCCAUUCCUAAAAAACGGCGAAGAUCACGCUUGGUUUGAGGCACAGGAAAACCAACAAUUGCCUGUACUUUCUGGACUACAGGACGUACUUGUCCCUGUCCAACCCGUUUUCCCAAAUACAUCACAGUUGCCUUGGCAAAUUCACAUUUGGACAAAUUCAACGUAAGGGAAGCAUUAAGCAAGCGCGUGAAAACAGUGAAUAAGGUGUCUAGAUGUUCUUUCAGCUGGACGAAUACACCACAAUGUCAUCCAGAUACGCUUUACAGUGCUUAACGUCAGCUAAUAUGGUGUUCAUUAAUCGUUGGAAAGUCGCCGGCGCGUUCCGAAGCCCGAAAGCCAUCACAGUGUAAUUCAGGAAGUUGUCUGGAGUGACAAAAGCAGAUAUUUCGGCUGCACGUUUAGUUAAGGGAACUUGCCAAUACCCCUUUAAAAGAUCAAGCUUUGUAACAAACUGAGCCGAUCCCACAUUAUCCACACAAUCUUCCAUUAACGGUAGUGGAAAUGAAUCAGGUUUUGUAAUCGCAUUUACCUUACGGUAAUCCGUACAAAAUCGAUGGGUACCAUCCGAUUUCGGAACAAGCAGACAAGGCGAGCUCCAAGCACUUGUGCUCGGGACAGCAAAAUCAUUUUCCAAUAGAUAUUUCACUUCAGACUCGAUGAUUUUACGUUUCACUGGAUUGACCCGAUACGCAUGUUGCUUAAUGGGUGGAUGAUCGUUCACUUCAAUAUCAUGCUGAAUGACAUUUCUCUGAGUAGGCACAUCUGAAAACAGUCCUGAAAAACACUGGAUCGCAUUUACAAGGACGGCUUGACGAGAAAUUUCGGAACACAGCCCCAGCCGACAGAUCACCAAAGACACAAACUUAAGUUCCACAAAAAGUAUAAUUUAUUAUAAAGUGGAAAAGAUGAUAAAUAAAGGAGAAAUGACUUCAGGGUGCCCCAAGGUCAAAAUAAUAAACAAAAUAGACUUAUAAACAAACAUAUAUUUAAGUUACCUAAUCGGGAGAAUAAACAAAAUACAAAGAAACUUCCCUAACUCCCUAUAAAUAAACAAAUCGCAAACAAAGUCAAAACAAAAUGACAGGACACCCCUACGCUCCUAAAACAUACAAUCAAAACCGAUUUAACUCAUCUCAAACAAACGAACAUAAUCAGAUUAAAGGUUUUGGGAUCUGUCGACGGGAGAAGGAGUCCGGAGCUCCUCAUGCCACAAGGCCCACGCCAGAAUGAGCUUCCAUUUUCAGUUAAUGCCGCCCUUUUAAAGGCGGUGAAUCAGUAGAUCCACGUCAGUAGCUCCUCCGACUGCAACCAAUCCCUGCACACAUACAGAACAACAACCCACACAAAACAGAUACCGAGGAUCGUAACACCAACGUCUCGACUCCUCCGAACCACGGAGGCCAACGAGUCGACUCCUCCGAACCACGGAGGCCAACGAGUCGUCGUCGACUCCUCCGAACCACGGAGUGAACGUCUCGACUCCUCCGAACCACGGAGUGAACGUCUCGACUCCUCCGAACCACGGAGGCCAACGUCUCGACUCCUCCGAACCACGGAGGCCAACGAGUCGUCGUCGACUCCUCCGAACCACGGAGGCCAACGUCUCGACUCCUCCGAACCACGGAGGCCAACGAGUCGUCGUCGACUCCUCCGAACCACGGAGGCCAACGAGUCGUCGGAUGACAGAUUACCAAAACAAACUUUUGUGACAAGACUGAAAUAUGCAUUUUAAUUGAUAAAGAACUGUAUUUGGGAUGAGCUCUUUUAAUUGCACAGUUUGUUUGAGAAUCUUGUUUAAUUAAAUAACAUUUUUACACAUAAUUCAGAUUUUUCUUUCAUAUGAAAGUGACAUUAUUUUCUAUUGAUAUCAGAUUUGUAAUUUUCAAAGCUUUCUAUUCUUGAAGUCAGAUUCAAGGUCAGUGGUUUGUCUUGUGCAUAAAUUACUUUUUAUAACACACUCUUUUGGGCAUAGAGAGGUUUCUUACCUGCUAAAAAAAAUAGAAUAAAAUGUUAGAUUAAUGUAUCACAAAACUCUGUAAAGUUGCAGUAUAUAGGGAGUGAUGUUGAUGAAGCGUCUGCUUAAUGACAAAUGUGCAUUUUACAUGUAUCAAUGUUUUAUUAAA